Olea europaea var. sylvestris is the source of this 1152-nucleotide messenger RNA. RefSeq names its product transcription factor GTE10-like. The annotation marks the transcript as partial. The record is from RefSeq and is a predicted model, not a curated record. The transcript has 3 exons. Lineage: Eukaryota; Viridiplantae; Streptophyta; Magnoliopsida; Lamiales; Oleaceae. Gene Ontology annotation, molecular function: protein binding.
AAGGAAUUGACUGCUUCAGAGGAGUCUUGUGCUCCAAAAAGGAAACACGUUAGCUCGAAUACGGACGAUGAUAGAUUAGGUCUGCCAGUUCAGGCCUUCUCAAUGUCUAAGAUGUCGCGCUUGAAGAGGAGGAAAUUGGAGACGAGAUUGAAAGAUGAGCUCGAACAAGUUAGAGCACUGCAAAGGAAGAUAUAUUCAUUGAGCUCAAAUGCCAUGAUUCUUUCACCCACUAAGGAUACACAUAGCCAUGGUGAUGGGACAAUGAGACCUGCUCCUGUGGCAACUUUUCCAAUGUACAUGAAUAAAGUGGCUGCACCACCCGGGAAGAAAAAGUUUCCCCUGGGGAGAAAUGGUCCAUGCACAAAAGGUGGGACUACAACGUUGAUAAAACAAAGCAAGACACUGUUAAACCAGUUGAUGACACACCAGCAUGCAUGGAUUUUCAACACACCAGUUGACAUCGUAAAAUUUAAUAUUCCCGAUUACUUCAAUGUGAUUAAGCAUCCAAUGGAUUUGGGAACGAUAAAAAGAAAGUUACUUCGGGGUCAGUAUCAAUGUCCAGUGAGUUUUGCUGCAGAUGUUAGGCUUACCUUCAAUAAUGCAAUGACUUACAACCCGCGUGGAAGUGAUGUCUAUUUAAUGGCCGAGACAAUGAACAAUUUUUUUGAAAUGAGAUGGAAACCAAUUGAGAAGAAGAUUCCUAGAAUAGUUGAUGAAUCCGUGCCUUCAAAAUCAAGUGUUAUCUUAGAAUCUGAAACUGGUUUUUCCGUGCCUCCUGUUAAGGAGCAGAAAACCAGUGCAAUGAAACACAAAGUUAAGCAGGAUCCGGUUAAGUUGGUGAUGAGUGAUGUUGAGAAGAAAAAAUUGGGUGCAGAUUUGGAGGCCAUGCUGGAAGAAUUGCCUGAAAGUAUUAUUGAUUUCUUGAAAGAGAGCUGUUUGAAUGGAAAUCUAGUGAACGAGGGUGAGAUUGAAAUUGAUAUUGAUACUAUCAGUGAUGAUACGCUAUUCAAGUUACGUAAGCUUUUGGACGACUAUGCAUUGGAGAAGAAUAAUCAAGCAAAAGUUGAGCCAUGUGAAAUUGAGACACGCAAUGAAUCUGGGUUCCGCAAGAUAUUCAUGCAAACUUUCGAAGGAAAUCAGCCGGCCGAUGAG